This is a messenger RNA of Abrus precatorius (Indian licorice), 1721 nucleotides long. RefSeq names its product TITAN-like protein. NCBI's taxonomy places the organism in Eukaryota, Viridiplantae, Streptophyta, Magnoliopsida, Fabales, Fabaceae. Bases 12 to 1328 code for a protein of 438 amino acids. The transcript has 7 exons. The record is from RefSeq and is a predicted model, not a curated record.
AAUUGAGAAGGAUGAUGGGAGAGCAAUCCGAAAGCGAGAGUAGGAGAACGGAAAGAAGGAAGCAGAAGAGUGAGUUCGAGUUCUGCAAGGCAUGCAACAUAAACCACAACCAAGGCCUCCGCCACAAGUACUUCCCUAACCACAAGAAAUCCCUCUCCACCUUCCUCUCUCGCUUCCGAAACAAGCUCUCCGAUGUUCGCUUCUUCCUCAACGCCCCUAUCCCUCUCACUCCCCAACUCGCUUCUCGCAAUCGCUUCUGGUGUGUUUUCUGUGACCAAGACAUCAACGAGCUCUCUAGUUCCUUCGCCUGCGCUAACGCGAUUCGUCACCUAGCCAGCGCUGAUCAUGUCAAGAAUUUGAAGCACUUCUUCUGGAAAUAUGGCGGUGCUGUGGAUCAGUUGGAUGCGUUUAUGGUUUCUGAUGAUGAUGUAGCUAAGUGGGAGAAGCGAUGCUUGGCUCGAAAUGAUGAAGCUGUGUUGCCUAGUGCAGGGCGUCGCCGAACGGUGUUUGGUCCUUCAAGUGAUAUCCAUAAUCAACUCGACAAUGGAAAUAUUGAUAGUUUUCAAAAUGUUUAUUCCCAUUCUGUGAAAUCAAAUGCUGUUUUGCCUUUACAAUGCUAUACAAAUGAGUAUCAGGUAUCGUGUUCAGGACUCUCAGGAGUUGGCAAUACUGGCCUGUUAGAAAUUGAUACUACUUCUUUAGCUUCGGAAGAGUGCUAUGGUGCUAAUCCUCUUGCUUUGCAGGAUUUUGCAGUUGAAAGGAGAAGCCACUCUCUCCUACAUGAAGGUAGACAAUGUUCAACUGAUGGUUAUUCCUCUAAUAAGCAGGUGCGUGACAAUGGUAGAAUAGUUAGCAGAGAGAGCAGUCAUCAGGGUCUACAGAUGCUCACCCAGAUCACUUCCGUGCCUACUGAAAGUGCUGGUGGAAAUGUUCAUUCUGGAGCACCUCCACCAUGGUUGGAAGCAAUUGAAGGAAUUGAGAUACAUUGUAAGCCUGUUUUGGGAAGCCUUGUCUCCCAUUCAAACAAUUCAGGAAAAUCCAAAAAGUUGAAUCCAAAACGGGUGGGAGCAGCUUGGGCUGAAAAGAGAAAGAUUGAAAUGGAGAUGGAAAAGAGGGGAGAGAUUGUAAGGAAUGAGUGUGAUGCCAACUGGCUUCCUAAUUUUGGCAGAGUCUGGCAAUCUGGUAGCAGAAGAGAAUCCAGAAAAGAAUUUGAGAGGGAGAAAAAGAAGUUGAAUGCUGAAACUCAGUCUGAGAUGCCAAUCAAGAUACAGCCUUAUGUCAGCAAGAGAAUGCGGAUGGAUAGCGGUGAUGAUUAUUCAAAUGGGUGAAAUUUCUGGUGGCAAACAUGUUCGGGGAGUCAUCAGUAUUGUAGAUAAGCAUGCUUUCGCUUUGGAGAUGGAAUGGAAUUAACAAAAUGUAACAUGGUGCAUGUGAUAGCAAUUUUUGUGCAAAUAUGGGUGCUUAUUUUUGCCAACCGGCUUGCUUUUGCACAUUGGGAUGGUUACUAUAUUUUGGUGGGCUUCGCCUUCCAACAUGUUGCUCUUUUCCACUGGAAUGUGAAGAACUUAUGCAUUGUAUUGUACAGAAUACUGAGAUUAUUCUCGCUAGUUAGAUAAGAGAUCUUUUUAUAAUGUGUUUUUCUUUUAUGUAACUUGUCAGCACGAGUGCAAUUUUUGUGUACAUUUGAAUCUACUCAAGAAAGGCUCUCAUAAUCCACUUUA